Molecule: messenger RNA, 2496 nt
Organism: Ectocarpus sp. CCAP 1310/34
Lineage: Eukaryota; Phaeophyceae; Ectocarpales; Ectocarpaceae
Source: the annotation of a GenBank genome assembly
GAAUCUAAAAAUGAUGGGAGGAGCUCUCUCCCUCCCUCGACCACACAAGUAGAUUCAUUUGGUCGUGUGCCCGCCUGGUGCUGCCUCCGUCACACACCCGCCCCAGCGCAAUCAACUUUGGUUGGAACAUCAAUCCGAGUCGCAAAGGCGCUACCCCGAACCCUCCACCUUUGAUGACCAACGCGUCCUUGGUGUCAGCAGCUGCAGUGUUGCUUCAUCUGUGCUCGAGACUCCCGCUUCUCGCUAGCGCUGCAGCUCCUCUUUCCCUGCUGAUCACACCGCCGACGGGCCUCUUCGGUAGGCAACUUCAACCAGUUCAAGCUAUCACCAGCAGUAGCACCUCGGCUUUGACGGCGAUGACUACUACCCACGAGGACUUCGAGGCCUACGACGGUGGAGACUACAAGAUUUUCGUCGGCAGGGGGAUGGAGAGGUUUAGGAGAGGGGAGGUGGCAGGCUCCGUGAGCGACUUCGAUCGCGCCAUCAGCCUCCAGCCUCGCCUGGAGGCCUACAUGUGGCAGAGGGGCAUCAGCUUGUACUACGCCGACCAAUUUGAGGAGGGAUCCCGGCAGUUCCGCAAAGACGUCGCGUUGAAUCCUAACGACACCGAAGAGGCGAUCUGGACGUUCAUGUGCGAGUCGAGGAUACCAAGCGUUGGGUUCGCCACGGCGAAGCAGAGGCUCGUGAAGAUAUCAAACGAGCGACGUCCAUACAUGCGCGCGGCGUACUCGCUGUUCAAGGGCGAUGCUUCGGAGAGCGACCUCGCUAAGCAGAUGGAGGUCUCGUUAGGGAGCAACGGCGUCGCGGGCUCGGGGGCCCCGUAUUUCUACGUGAACCUGUACCUGGGUCUCUACUCGGAGGCGAAGGGCGACGACGUGCUCGCGAGAAAAUACAUUUCCGCGGCGGUGCGGUCCCCGUACGCCAAGUCGGGAGACUACAUGUGCGACGUAGCACGUGUGCACCAACAGGUCAGGGGAUGGUGAGAGCCGGCACAUCAAGCGCUCGCUCUUAUUUGCUCUCACCCACCUCUGCCUGAGACCUGUCUAUAAUGUUCUACGUACAUAGAGCCCGGUAGGUUGGCUUGGUAGCCGGCCCUCCGGCGGUAUGCGCCCGCAGUUUUUCCAUUGGCGCCGCUGAUUGGCCGAAUGGUGUCAAUGACGUCAGCCAUGUUCGAAAAUUUCCUUGGGGCCGUCGGUGUGUUUCGUUCUUUUCAGCCAGGCAUGGGUUCUUGUUGAAGCUGUCGGCGUCGCGCGCAGGCAGCAAACGUGGUUCCGAGCGGUAGCAGCCGCUCGCUGCGGUGGCACUCCGGCAGAAUGUACAGCUCUGGUGAUAGAGGUGUUGGGUGGGUAGUGAUGAUGUUCGUUUGUCUCGGCGGUGUAGGUCCUGAUGUGGAGGAGGAGGCAUUUCCUCUGUCAUUGUCUGGAUGCUGUUGGGUGUCAGGGUUUGUCACGCAGGACGAGGGUGGAACUAUUUAGUGUUCGCAGGGUGCAUGUUGGAAGUGACUGUCAGAGGUUAUAUAUAGUAUGCAGAGCCGCCGUGGCAAACGUCAGGAUGACUUUUUGUUUGCAGCGUGCAUGUUGGAAGUGGCGUCGGAGUCUGGUUGGUGCAGGACAAGGGUGCGCCUAACGUCAUGGCGUCAGUGUUUGUAGCGUGCAUUCUGGGUGGAUAGAACAGAAGUGUUGUCGGAGUCUAGUUGGGGUCAUGGCAGGGAUAUUACGUGUCACACGGCACCAACGCCCUUGGGGUCGCUGUUGGAAAGUCUGCGGUUGUUGCUGUGGCCCUUGCGAAUCGUUGGACAGGGCAGAGCAGGGCAGGGGCAUACUGCUUCCGCCCGGCCUCAUGGCACCGAUCGCGUCUUCACUCGGCUUUUAUUUUGGGAUGGUAACAAGGAAACAGCCACCUCUUGUAUCUAUGGGUAUUGGAUGGCGGAUUGUUUGAUAUUUGUAACGAUAUCUAGUUCCAGCGGUUUCUCUGUCAUCUGUCACACUGGGUGACUUUUUUUAUUGUGGUCGCUAAUGCUAUUUGGAGGGGACGGAACGAAGGUGAUUUGCCCGCUGUUUCGCUUGCAUUCGUGCGUGGUGUUCAUUAGUUCCUUACGUAGGACAUCUAUAUAGCUAGUCGGGUUUGCUUGUAGCCCUUGGCCUGAACGCACAUGUCUCAUUGUCUCUCAUUAUCCGGGGCCAGUAAUGAUGUUUGCGUUCUUAGCAGUCACAGCGGUAAUAGUCCUACUCUAUAGUGAGCUUUAGGAAGGUUGCUGAUGGACAGAGAUUGCUUUAAUCAGGGUGAAACUUGAGUGAGUUGACAAGACUUUUCCCCAAGGGGCGGCAAACUACAAGGGCAGCGCUUGGCGGCUCUGUGGUAAAUGGCAGAUGAUGAGAUGGAGAACGAUAAUCAAUCAUGGAUACCAAGGUGCAGGAGAAGGCUUCUUCUCGUGUGAUGUGAAAGGGGCACAAGAAGCCGAGCAUGGGACCUACGGCAAUCCAACAGACGCCACCA